Messenger RNA from Cucumis melo (muskmelon), 3081 nucleotides. RefSeq names its product scarecrow-like protein 28. Bases 776 to 2761 code for a protein of 661 amino acids. The transcript has 2 exons. Gene Ontology annotation, molecular function: sequence-specific DNA binding; DNA-binding transcription factor activity. Gene Ontology annotation, biological process: regulation of DNA-templated transcription. Lineage: Eukaryota; Viridiplantae; Streptophyta; Magnoliopsida; Cucurbitales; Cucurbitaceae. The record is from RefSeq and is a predicted model, not a curated record. Gene Ontology annotation, cellular component: nucleus.
AAUACUCUUUUCUCCCUCUGGUCCAUCGUUUUUUGUUUCAGUGCUGCUAAAUCAAAUCAAUCACAGAUAAACUAAGAAGAGAAGAGAAAGGAAAGAAGAAGGAGGAGAAGAAGAAGAAGAAGAAGAAGAAGGAAGAAGGAGGAGGGAAAUUGACAGAGACAGAGACAGUUGUUGGAUUUGGAUGAAUGUUGUUGUGCGGAUUUGGGGAUUUGGUUGUUUUGAUUAGAUUUUGGUGUGAUGGCUUCAACCUCUGUUCUGAGUAUCAGAUUUUGCUUCGAUUUCAAUUCUCGAGUAUGGUUCUUCAAUUCUCUUCUGCAUCGGUUUGUAAGUAAAUCUUCUCUCUGUUUUUUGCAAUGAACUUCCUCUGAAACUUUGGGAAUCCGAUGAUUUUCUUUUCCUAGGCAGCAGCAACAUUCUUUCAUUCUUUCUUUUGGGGGUUGGGAUUGAAUUUUAGGACACACAUUUUGAUAUACACACACAGUGUUUCUUUUGAUUCUUCCUUUCUUUCUCAUCGGAUUCCUCUUGUUUUUUCUUUUAUUUUUUUUGUUCAUAUGAUUUUUUUUUCUUUUGUAGAAUUCUUCACACACUCACGUAGUUUUAUUCUUUGUAGUUCUUAAAGGGAAUUCUUUUUUUUUUUGUUCUUUUCUUAGAUUAUAAACACUAAAAGGAAUUUAGAAAAAACAGAGGGAAAAAACGGGAAAAUAGAAUUGUGGGGGUGUGUUGUGUUGAUUCUUUUUAGAAAAAACGAAGCAAAAGAGUUGGAAGAAGAUAGAGGAUGUUGGCUGGGUGUUCUAGUUCAACAUUGCUCUCACCAAGGAAUCGAUUGAGAAGCGAAGCACAGCCGCCAUUUCCAGCUUGCCAUUUGCAGUUGCCAACUUCGAUGAGCACACAGAGAUUGGAUUUGCCCUGCAGCUUUUCCCGUUCCAAAGACGCCUCUGCCUCAGCUCGAUCCCCGUCAAUCCGUCCAGUUGCGCUCUCUGUUGAGAAGCAGAACAUUAGACUCCCACCGCUAUCCGCCACCAAUCAGCAGAUCAAGCAAGAGUUUUGGAAGGGGAAAGGUAAGAACUUGAAGAGAAUUGCAGAACAAGUUGGGUUUGAUGAUGAUGAUGAUUCUUCCAUUAGCAGUGCCAAGAGGAAAAGAGAAUGCAGCAGAGACGACACCGCCGCAGACGGGUUAAUUCUCAGCCAAUUCGGAGGUGGGGGUGGGAGUUUCUGGUUUCAUCAGCCUGAUGUGGAUGAAGGAUUCUGUUUUCUUCCUGGAAGUGAAGUAAUUUCGUCGCCGUCGCCAUUUUUGUCGGAGAUCGCCGAUUUGGGAGAAGGAAAUGAUGGAGAAGAAAGCAGCCAUGUGAAAGCUCAAGAAGCCUCCGGUUCGGGUUCGGGUUCGAGUUCAUCAUCAGAAAGUGAGAGAUUUGCAUUGAGAAGAAGAGUAACAACAGAGAAUGUGUCAGCAGCAACAACAACAACAGUGCAAGAAAUUGGGAAUGGAAGCUCAAGAAAUCCUUCAUAUCAUCACCAUCAAGCUUCUGAUUUGGAAAAUGAAAGGGAAGAAGAAGAAGGGUUUGAACUGAUAAGUCUUUUAAUGGCAUGUGUAGAAGCAAUUGGAUCAAAGAACAUUGGUUUGAUUACCCACUUGAUCGAUAAACUUGGAACUCAAGCUUCACCAAGAGGUUCAUCACCAAUUACACGUUUGAUUGCAUAUUACACAGAAGCUCUAGCACUUAGAGUGAGCAGAGUUUGGCCACAGGUAUUUCACAUAACGACACCGAGGGAAUACGAUCGGAUGGAGGAUGAUACGGGGACAGCGCUACGUCUGCUAAACGAGGUGAGUCCAAUCCCAAAAUUCAUCCACUUCACAGCAAAUGAAAUGUUCCUAAGAGCAUUUGAAGGGAAAGAUAAGGUUCACAUCAUAGACUUUGACAUAAAGCAAGGCCUGCAAUGGCCAAGCUUGUUUCAAAGUUUGGCAUCUAGAGCAAACCCACCAAGUCAUGUCCGAAUCACUGGGAUCGGUGAGUCGAAGCAGGAAUUGAACGAAACGGGAGACAGAUUAGCAGGAUUCGCCGAAGCAUUGAGGCUGCCAUUUGAGUUCCAUGCCGUGGUGGAUCGGUUGGAGGAUGUGAGGCUGUGGAUGCUUCAUGUCAAGGAGCAAGAGAGUGUAGGUGUAAAUUGCAUACUCCAACUUCACAAGACUCUCUAUGAUGGCAAUGGAGGAGCAUUGAGAGACUUUUUGGGGCUUAUCAGAAGCACAAACCCAAGCAUUGUUGUCAUGGCUGAACAAGAAGCCGAGCACAACGAACCGAGGUUAGAGACACGAGUUGCAGCUACACUGAAGUACUACGCCGCCAUAUUCGAUUCCCUUGACACAAGCCUUCCACCCGAAAGCUCGGCCAGGUUGAAAAUUGAGGAGAUGUUUGGGAGGGAGAUAAGGAACAUGAUAGCAUGUGAAGGAAGGGAGAGGUAUGAAAGACAUGUUGGAUUCAAGAAAUGGAAGAAGGAUAUGGAGCAGCAAGGAGGGUUGCAAUGCAUCAGGAUUCACGACGAUCGAGAGCUUCUCCAGACUCAAUUCCUCUUGAAAAUGUAUUCAUCAGCAGCUCAUGGAUUCAAUGUAACGAAGAUUGAAGAAGAAGAAGAAGAAGAAGAAGAAGAAGGAACAGCUCAAGCAAUUUGCCUAACUUGGGAAGAUCAGCCACUUUACACUGUCUCAGCUUGGUCACCAGCAGAAGUUUCUGGGAGUUCAUCUUCAUUUAACCAUCCAACUUCUUGAUUAUUUUUUUUUUUUUAAUACCAUUCUUUUGAUUUCAAUUGUAAUUUGUUAUACAAAAAGGAAAAUUCUUUGUAGGGGUAGAGAAAAGAGAGCAUAGAGAAACGGGGUGAUUUGAUUAUUCUUUCAUUCUUUUGUUAAGUAUUAAUAUUCUAUAGAAUAUCAUAUAGGCAAUGUUAUAAAAAAAGAGUCUAUAUUUGAUUUGUUGUAAUUCUUUAAUUCUUUUGUGCAAGUGUUCAUUACAAUUUCUUUAAGUGAUGUUAGUUUUUGAAGGUCAGCACUACUUCUUCUAUUCAAUAAAGAGAUACAACUUCAUUGAUUUA